AAGUCUCCUAAGUGGUGGGGUCUUUCCUGGUAAGGAGCGUUUGGUAAGCUGAUAGCGCGCGGCUCUUACUCAGUCGCAUUGAAGCUGUGCAGCGCUGACGUUUACGUGAAUUUUCUUCGUUGGUAAGUCGAAAACAAAAACACAGCCGCCAUGGACGCGAUCAAGAAGAAAAUGCAAGCUAUGAAGCUUGAAAAAGACAACGCUUUAGAUCGCGCAGCGUACAACGAGCAGCUGGCCAAAGAUGCUAAUCUACGCGCUGAAAAGGCCGAAGAAGAAGCCCGCUCUCUCCAGAAAAAGAUCCAACAGAUUGAGAACGACCUUGACCAAACCCAAGAACAACUGACUCAGGUCAACACCAAACUUGAAGAGAAAGAUAAGGCUUUGCAAAAUGUGAGUAGAUUUAUUCUUGAACCUGUUUUUACCAUAGUUAUACCAUACGAGUUUUAUAAUGCAUAAAUUUUCGACAAGUGA
Messenger RNA from Agrilus planipennis (emerald ash borer), 471 nucleotides. Its product is annotated as tropomyosin-like. Gene Ontology annotation, cellular component: actin filament. Gene Ontology annotation, biological process: actin filament organization; muscle contraction. NCBI's taxonomy places the organism in Eukaryota, Metazoa, Arthropoda, Insecta, Coleoptera, Buprestidae. The record is from RefSeq and is a predicted model, not a curated record. The transcript is spliced from 3 exons. Gene Ontology annotation, molecular function: actin filament binding. The coding region runs from base 151 to 456 and encodes 101 amino acids.